Molecule: messenger RNA, 879 nt
Organism: Octopus sinensis (East Asian common octopus)
Lineage: Eukaryota; Metazoa; Mollusca; Cephalopoda; Octopoda; Octopodidae
Exons: 1
Coding region: 1-879 (292 amino acids)
Source: RefSeq, a predicted model, not a curated record
AUGGUAACGAACAGGGCAUGUGACAUACUAUAUCAUCUUGAAUGGCCAAAAAAGCCAAAAACAGUAAACAAUGAAGAUUUUGUAAUAGUUUCUGCCUUCUACAAUCUUGGGGAAUUUUUGAAGCCAAUCGGAAUUCGGAAGCCUUCCCAGUACUAUGAGUGGAUUUACAAAUACGAGUUUGUGAAAAAUCACAUUGUGUUUUUCUCGGAUAGCAAAUCUUUUCUCGACCAACUGUUAAAGGUCCGAAAAGGAAAACAAACCACUGCCAUUUAUCUUUCUCGUUGGGAGUUGAUUGGAUUUAAAAAUAUUCAGAGAAUAAAGGAAAUAUUCACUCUUCCGGGUUAUGGAAAGCACCCACUCCAGACGGGGAAUUCCCAGUAUUCGGCAUUCAUGCAUUCCAAACACGAACUGAUCGAAAGGGCCAUUCGAAUGUUUUCAAAUACGUCCUUGUAUUUUGCAUGGGCAGACGUGGGGUUAUUGCGUAAUACCGACCCUCAAAUGGACUAUAGUUUUACAACUUCCAAAUACAUUGACAAUAACAGCAUUUUCUUGUCCCAGGUAAAAGAUUUUCAUGAAGAAUCCAUGAAUAUAAUCACCAAAGACGCCAGAGAGUAUGUUGCGGGUGGCAUGUUCGUUGGUCAUGCCAAAGUCUUCCUCCAGUUCUGCGAAACGUACAAAAAAUUAUUUUAUAAACUCCUGGACCUCAAUUUAAUCGCUACAGACGAAAAAGCUCUCUACAUUCUCUUCACACGUGAAGGACGGGCUCUAGUAGACAGUAAUGUCAAUAUGCACGUGUACAAUUGCGGGUUUUUCGGAUUUUACACUCUCUUUUCAAAUGUUAAAACUACUGACAAAUGUGAUCUCAGGGAAAAACCAUAA